Molecule: messenger RNA, 1609 nt
Organism: Capsella rubella
Lineage: Eukaryota; Viridiplantae; Streptophyta; Magnoliopsida; Brassicales; Brassicaceae
Product: F-box/LRR-repeat protein At5g02910
Exons: 3
Coding region: 98-1468 (456 amino acids)
Molecular function (GO): protein binding
Source: RefSeq, a predicted model, not a curated record
CUGAAAUUUUAUAAUAAUAACACAGAGAGACGGCGCCUCCGCCGCGGUUGAAAUCCCUAGCCACCACUUCUCAUUCUCUUCAUCACCGCCAAAAACAAUGAUGACCGGCGAUUCAGUCGACGGUGUAGAUUUUAUCAGCUCUCUACCUGACGUGAUUCUCCACCAUAUACUCUCCUCUGUUCCGACCAGAUGCUCGAUCAGAACCUCCGUGUUGUCCAAACGAUGGAGGUAUGUAUGGUCUGAGACACCUUCCCUCUCCAUUGAUUGUCAUAGAGCCAACCCUAAUUCGAUCGACAAAACCCUGAUUAGCUUCUCGGCUCCCAAAAUCACGACUUUUCAUCUUCGUACAAGCUUGCUCAACAGGGUUCAACCCGUUAAUAGCUGGAUCGAAUUUGCCAUUUCUCACCACGCGGAGAAGCUUUCGCUGGAGAUUCGUGAUACCCGUGUUAGGGAUUACAAGUUUCCUGAUUUCUUCUACACCAAUUCAUCUGUGAAGCAACUCUUUGUCAACUCUGGAUCUGUUGGUUUGAUUCCCAAGUGUCCAGUGUCUUGGGCAUCUCUAAAGAACUUGUCUUUGAGCUUUUGCACACUUUCUGAUGAGUCCUUUCUUAAGAUUCUCUCUGGUUCUCCACUUCUGGAAAGCUUGGAAUUGCUGUAUUGUGAUGAAUUCAUGUGUCUUGAUCUGAGUCAAUCACCGCGUCUAAGAAGAUUGGAGGUUGACCGUAGCGAUUGGUAUAUGGGGCCAACGAAGAUUGUGGCGCCACAUCUACAUUCUUUGAGGUUGAGACACUCUCGAUUACCAUGCCGUUUAGUGGAUGUCUCUUCUUUAACAGAAGCUGACUUGAACAUUUACUUUUGCGAUCUUGGAACCCUUACGGCUGACUUUCUUCAACAUAAUGUGGUAAAGAUGCUAGAAAUGUUGCAGAAUGUAGAGAAGCUUACAAUCGGGGGUACUUUUCUUCAGAUGUUGUCACUUGCCGCCCUCUGUGGUGUACCUUUUCCGACGCUCAAGGUCAAAACUUUGACUCUUGAAACGAUGAUUAUUAGGUCUGUUAUUCCUGGCAUUACAAAGCUGCUACAGAACACGGCUGGAUUAAGAAAGCUAACAAUACACACUGUCAAAUGCAGCAGCAUAUCGGAAUUGCAUCUCAACUCUUAUUUGCGUUUACAUAGCUUGAAUCAGCGUCAAUGCUGGAGAUCGAAAGACUCAGUCUUCCCGGGCUCUCUUGAGACCAUUUCAAUGUUGGUGGGUAAACAUGCAGAGUCGAAUCUCGUCGCUUUGUUCGUGGAACGUCUACUGAAAAGUACAAAAAGUCUAGAAACGAUGGUUGUACUCUUGGUAGGUUACCUUGAUGCGUCAGGUUUUGAAGAGCUGCUUGCAAUGGCUACAACACUUUCUCAAAACAACGACGUUUCCAUAUUGAUCAAGCGAAGCUAUAUUAAGUAUGUAUCCAAUACUUUCCCAUAAUGUAAUAGGUGAUGUAAGCAAAAGCCAUUGUUAAAUAUGUAUCAUUAGAUUUUCGAAUUUAAUCUCACACAACAUUGUAUACUAAUAAUCCGAGUCAGAUAAAUUGGACUUUUAAAUUUCAAUAAAAUAUUUCAGUGUGUA